Gastrolobium bilobum is the source of this 2266-nucleotide messenger RNA. RefSeq names its product ATP-dependent 6-phosphofructokinase 6-like. Gene Ontology annotation, molecular function: ATP binding; 6-phosphofructokinase activity. Gene Ontology annotation, cellular component: cytoplasm. Gene Ontology annotation, biological process: fructose 6-phosphate metabolic process; glycolytic process. The record is from RefSeq and is a predicted model, not a curated record. The transcript has 13 exons. The coding region runs from base 358 to 1980 and encodes 540 amino acids. Lineage: Eukaryota; Viridiplantae; Streptophyta; Magnoliopsida; Fabales; Fabaceae.
CCGCGCCACCGGUUUUCUGUGUCCACCCUAUACCUGGUGUCUGGUAAAAUGAGUCAUUUGGAUUCCAGAAGCAUUCUUCUCUUUUACACAAAGACUUUCAAUAGCGAUCGUUCCACUUCAUCAAGGACGGACGGUCCAGAUCUACCGUGACCUAUCAGCAUUAAGAUUCUAGUUGGUGCGUGCGCAUCGUGCAACAAAACCACUUCGCCUUAUAACUAAGCGUUCUCUUUGUUUUCUCACUCUUUCUACUCUCUUUCUCUCUUUCUGCUUCGUCGCUCACUCCGAAGCCCAAAAACAAAAAAUCUGGAAAGAAAGAUAUAUAACGGUGAAAUUGCGAAGAAUCCAUAGAAGAGAGCAAUGGCGUCCAGCGAUUCUGAUUCGCAGAUGAAGAUUGUCCUAGGGGAGUGUGGUUACAUACUCGAAGAUGUUCCUCACUUCUCCGACUAUAUUCCAAACCUUCCUACAUAUCCAAAUCCGCUGCGAUCAAAUCCAGCUUACUCGGUUGUUAAGCAGUAUUUUGUGCACAUGGACGACACCGUUCCUCAGAAGGUUGUUGUUCACAAGGAUGGUCCAAGAGGUGUACAUUUUAGACGUGCAGGACCACGACAAAAGGUAUAUUUUAACUCGGAUCAAGUGCAUGCUUGCAUCGUUACGUGUGGUGGUCUCUGCCCUGGCCUCAACACUGUCAUAAGGGAAAUUGUCUGUGGUCUUUCUUACAUGUACGGUGUCAACAGAGUCCUUGGCAUAGAUGGUGGUUAUAGAGGUUUUUAUUCCAAGAACACUAUUACUUUAACACCUAAGGUGGUCAAUGACAUCCAUAAGCGUGGGGGUACGAUUCUUGGGACAUCACGCGGAGGUCAUGAUACUGGAAAGAUAGUUGACAGCAUCCAGGAUCGAGGAAUUAAUCAGGUUUAUAUUAUUGGAGGAGAUGGAACGCAGAGAGGAGCGGCUGUGAUUUAUGAGGAAAUUAGACGGCGAGGUUUGAAAGUAGCAAUUGCUGGAAUUCCUAAAACCAUCGAUAAUGACAUCCCGGUUAUUGACAAGUCCUUUGGUUUUGAUACUGCGGUUGAGGAGGCUCAACGCGCCAUUAAUGCAGCACACGUUGAAUCUGAAAGUAUUGAGAAUGGCAUUGGUGUUGUAAAGCUAAUGGGACGUUAUAGUGGUUUUAUUGCAAUGUAUGCUACUCUUGCUAACAGAGAUGUGGACUGUUGCUUGAUUCCAGAGUCACCCUUCUACCUUGAAGGAAAGGGUGGACUUUUUGAAUUUAUUGAGAAAAGGCUGAAAGAAAAUGGACAUAUGGUUAUAGUCAUAGCUGAGGGAGCAGGACAAGAUCUUUUUACAGAAAGCAUGCAAGCCAUUGACCAGAAGGAUGCUUCCGGAAACAAGCUACUUCAAGACGUUGGUUUAUGGAUAUCUCAUAAGAUCAAGGAUCAUUUUGCAAGGAAAAAUAAGAUGCCUAUCAAUCUUAAAUAUAUAGAUCCAACUUACAUGAUCCGGGCAAUUCCAAGCAAUGCAUCAGACAAUGUCUACUGCACACUUCUUGCUCAGAGUGCAGUUCAUGGUGCAAUGGCAGGGUAUACUGGAUUCACAAUUGGUCUGGUCAAUGGCAGACAUACUUAUAUUCCGUUCAACAGAAUCAUUGAGAGGCAGAACAAGGUUGUAAUUACUGACAGGAUGUGGGCAAGACUCCUUUCUUCAACCAACCAGCCUAGCUUUUUGAACCCCAAAGAUGCUGAUGAAGCCAAGAAAGCAGAACAACCUCCGACUCAGUUGUUAGAAGCGGAAAAUUGCAAUGGUGAUGAUGAAACCGAGAAAGCAGAACAACCUCCCACUCAGUGGUUAGAAGAGGAAAAUUGCAAUGAUGUUGAUGAAGCCGAGAAAGCAGGACAACCUCCCACUCAGUUGUUAGAAGGGGACAAUUUCAAAGAUGAACAAGAAUCAGGAAACCAUGCUGACAAUGGUAUAAAGACAGAAAAUUAGAUACAGGAUUGUUGAUCUGAACUGUAUUUGGUGUUAUGCUUUAGACCGAAGUAGUUCUAUUUGUCCUUUUCCAUGUAUAUUGCAAGUUGGUACGUCUUUUUGUCAAGACUACCCUGUAACAUGACCAUAGUAUUCACAGGAUUAUGUUGAAUCUUUAGCCUCAGGUCAAGAAUGAAACGGAAUAAUGUUCUGAAAACGAGUUGUGUCAAAGGGCUAGUUUUUUUCCGUUUUAUGUUUUUGGUAAUGUGAUAGCUAGUGACUUGAGUUUCUAUCUAUACUCAGUUUU